This is a messenger RNA of Medioppia subpectinata, 1167 nucleotides long. The record is from the annotation of a GenBank genome assembly. Lineage: Eukaryota; Metazoa; Arthropoda; Arachnida; Sarcoptiformes; Oppiidae.
UUAGACAUUUGUGUGGACACAAGUAGUGAUGUCUUCGUGAGUGUUGUCUUCACAUUCUUCUGGAUGUCAUCGAGUGAUAGCCAAUCGUUGACUUAUGAGUCAAUUGUCGAGUCGUUUGUGUCCACACUAUUGCCCCCAAAGAAGGCAUUCAAAUGCCAUUACAAUGAAUGCCACAAAUGUUUCGCAACUCAAAGCCGAUUGGAUGCACACAAAGGCCGCAGACAUGCCGUACAAGACAUCAUUCUUCGGGAACCGAUUGUUAGCUCAACCGAUGCCAGAGACCAGUCGCCAGACGUUGUGGCGAACACUGUCCGACCGGUGCGGACAACCGAUGCCAUCGUCUCGAUAGACAUCGAUUCUGACUCUGAUCUCGAAGUGAUUGAUGUUUUGCCGACCGAUAAUAGCGGACAACCGGUCGAUACACUCACUGGCCGUUCACUACCGACCACUGGCCGCAUAUCAAAGCCCAAACACACGGAUACGGGUCAGCACUCGUCCACUACUGGCCGCGAAGCAAACCGUCGUAUUGUUAAUAUCUCCGAUACGAGUAGUGAUGAAAACGAUGGACACGAAGACUCGGCCGACAGUCGACCGCCAGCGGUGACCGUCGACGGCGUGCGUCACGACUCGUGUCACGCGUGCGAUAUCGACGGCUGCGGACAAGUGUUCGUAUGGAAGUGCGAUCUCUCUGUCCACCGGACAACUGUCCACCAAAUCGGUGCUCAUCAGCCGUUUCCGCGCGACCGAUGCCGGCAUUGCUUCACAACUGCGGCCGACUUGGAGUCCCACCGGAGGGCACGCCAUGAGACACCUGUCGACCGUCGCCGGCGACUGAUGGCCGCCAUAAAGUCUAAUCGACUAUCGGGUGGUCGAGUGUCCGGUGGGCGGCGAUCGGCCGCUGGCGAGCACUACUUGUGCCGGUUUUGCGACAAAAUAUUUGACACAAAGGCUCAGCGCAAUAGCCAUCGGCUCCGACACCACGUGACGAUUGACGCCGACUAUGGCUGCGAUUGCGGCAAAUGUUUUAAGUCUAUGGACGCUCUCGAGUGUCACCGACAGGCCGUCCACUCCGGGCCGCGACUGACGGACCACUUCUGCGAUAAGUGUGGCAAAGGUUUCCGUACUUUGGAUGCUAUGAAUCAACACAAACGCCAUAAACAGCACUGA